Molecule: messenger RNA, 2576 nt
Organism: Theobroma umbraticum
Lineage: Eukaryota; Viridiplantae; Streptophyta; Magnoliopsida; Malvales; Malvaceae
Product: RINT-1 / TIP-1 family
Biological process (GO): retrograde vesicle-mediated transport, Golgi to endoplasmic reticulum; endoplasmic reticulum to Golgi vesicle-mediated transport; regulation of ER to Golgi vesicle-mediated transport
Cellular component (GO): Dsl1/NZR complex
Source: RefSeq, a predicted model, not a curated record
AAAUUCAAUUAUUCCAUCCAGAAAUAAAGUUGGCAGGCACUGCGAAUUUCUGAGAGUUGCGAAACGAGGAGAGAGAGAGAGCAGAGAGAGAGAGUCAUGGAAGGCUGGCAUCCCCAAAAUCUAAUUCUGCCGAAAGUGGGUAAGCUAUGCCGGCAGCAGGCAGAGUAUCUGGACCAGCAUUUCAAGACCCAAAAAGAUGUUUCUUCAUCUUCUUCUUGUCUGUUGUCGGAAUGGACCAAGCACUGCACUGAUUCCGACGCUUGUCUGCUACACCUGCGCACCACUCUCAUGGAACGCGCCCUUUCAUGGAUCUCUCGUUCUUUUCGAGCCAAAGCUUGCCUCGGCAAUCUCAAUCUCACUCUCUAUGCUUCCUCUCCCUAUGGGACUGCUUCUCAUACGAUGCAGACGAUUUUCGGUGAAGAACUGCCGCAGCUCACCCUUCAACUGCGCCGAAUUCACAACAUCCUCCAAUAUCUUGAAACCGCUCUUCGCUUAGAAGCUUUGGUAGGAGAUCUUGAAGAUGCAGUUUUCUGUUCUGGAAUUCACAGUAUAGGGAAGAUGUUCACAAAGCUUUCAACUUCACUGUCUUCAAAAGACUUUGGACUAAAGCAAGAAAGAUUACUUCAAGCCAUAAAAGCCAUGAAUGAUAUUGAGGAUAUAGUUAUCAAUGUUGAGAAAUCCCAUCAACAAUGUCACCAACUUUUACAAUCAGUUGAUCAUAGAGUAGAUAAAACUUUGUCUGUUCUUCGACCAGAAGCUCUUGCAGAACAUCGUGCCCUUCUUGCUUCUUUAGGCUGGCCUCCAAAAUUUCUGACGUCAAAAGUUGAGGGUGGAGGGCUUUCCAAGCUCCCAAACCCACUAGUUCUAAUGCAUAGAGAUGAAAAGAAGUCUUAUGCUCAAAGUUUUCAAGGGCUUUGUGCUCUGCAGCAACUGCAGACACGUAGAGAAGCACGAAAGUUUGAAACUUUAGAUCAAAAGGAGUGUGGCUUACAGCUUUGGGCUAUUGAUGAACUAGUGUCUCCUAUCGCAGAAAGAAUGGAAUAUCACUUCUUGAAAUGGGCUGAGCAGCCUGAGUUUAUUUUUGCUCUUGUAUUUAAAAUUACUAGGGACUUUAUAGUGGGAGUAAGUGAUCUUUUGCAGCCUAUGAUUGAUGCAGCCAGAUUGUCGAGCUAUAGUGCCAACGAGGCUUGGGUUUCUGCAAUGGUCCAUAUGCUUUCCGGGUUUUUAGGAAAAAAAGUUUUUCCUGCCUUGGCUGAAAGAUAUAAGGAGAAAGACAUGAAAUUGGAAGUUAUUUCAUUGUGGCUUCAUCUAGUUGACCUUAUUGUUGGUUUCAAUAAACAGAUGCAGUCACUGGUAAGGUCUGAAACUUGUCUGUUGUUGCCAGAUGCUGAAAGGUAUGUUGGGCUUUCAAGAGGGAUAUCAGUAUUAAUACUAUUUUGUGAUAGACCUGAUUGGCUAAAGGUUUGGGCUAAGAUGGAGCUCAAGGAUGGCUGGAAGAAACUAAAAGCAGUGCUGAAAGAUGGAAGAGCUUGGCUAAUUGAUGACAAACAUAGAGUUGACUUUAAUGUUAGUACAGUAUAUAAAAAUUUUUUGCUCUCUUCCAGAGAGGACCAUAAAGCUCCAUUGGUUGCGGAGUCUGCACUUAAAAUUGCACAGGAAAUGAUUGAUCGAUGCCAAAAUUUGCCUGCCAUUUUGGCACGUGUCAAAUUUGUUCGAUCAACUGUGGCUAGAUUCUUCUUGUACUUUUCUAAUGUAUUGCUUCUGCAUUGCAAGAAUGCUGAAUUUUCUCCUGAAAAUCCUGAUGAUGGGGCCUUGGUCAGAGCAUGUGAAUCAAUUAAUGCUGCUAGAUAUGUUGAGUCUAAGCUGCAAGAAUGGAGUGAUGAUGUAAGUUUUUUAGAGAUGAAGAUUGCUGAAAAUGAUUCUAACAUCCAGAAAAAAGACAAAGUUGUUGAUGAUGGUUGUUUCUUUGAAGAGGAAAUAAAAUUCUUGGCUGAGCUAGAGACUAACUGCCUUAUGGAAAUCAUAUCUGUUCUACUUCGUCAGUUUGAAAAUCUAACUUUGGAAUACAACCAUAAUGAGGACUACAUUGAUGAAGAUCACAAUUUGACUCCAAAUAGAGAUUCAGCAGCUACCGCAUUGGCUGUGUCCAGUGGUUUUAUUGAAGCUUUGGGUACUUUAAGGAAUCAGCUUCAUGUUGUUAAGAUUAAUCUCAAUCCAAAAGACUUCUUGGACUUGUGGCGAAGCGUGGCAGAUGGGCUAGAUCAUUUUAUUUCUGGUAGCUUUUUUGCAGGUGAUGUUCAGUUUUCAGGGAAGCAAACCAAUCAGUUUGGAACUAAUAUGCAAGCAUUGUUCCUUGUGUUCCAACCAAUUUGUGCUCGCCCUCAAGCAUUUUUCCCUUGUAUUAGAGAUAUCCUAAAGCUGUUAACAAUCAGUAAGGAAGAGGUAAAGCAGUUGCUAGCAGCUUUAUCGAGUAAGAAAAGUGAAAAAUGCAUGCAAUUUUGUGGAAUUUCCCACUUAUCUUUUGAUCAAGUUGAUAAAAUUUUAAGGAAUAUGAAGUCUUGAGCUUGUUCUUAUCG